GGGCAGGAAGAAAGCGCCUGCAACUCGGAGUCGGCGUGACCGCUCUUCGGGGGAAGAGGGAAAGACAAGACGGCGAUGGAGAAAGCGCUGAGGGUGUACGGCGAGGUGCUGAGGCUGGUGCGGCGGUUGCCCAAGGACUCGAGGCCUUACUACGCCAAGUACGCCCGCGAGAACUUCGUCAACUACCGGGACGCCGACGCCGCCGACCCCAGCGCCCUGGACGAGCUCUUCCACCGUGCUUACAACCACUCGAUCUGGGUCCUCAACAAGUACUCGGUGGAGGAAUCUGCUGCGAAUAGGCUCAAGGAGAUCUGCCUCGGUUGAUGGAUCGAGUAUGUUCAUUUCCUGACCUAACCAGUCCGUGUUCUUCUGCGGGUUGGUCGAUGCUUUGCGCACGCGGCAUUUGAGCGUUCGUGUAGCGUUUCGUGGUCGGUAGAGCCGAGUGAGGUUCGAAUUUGGAAAUCCGGGGUUGUCAUGCCUCGGUGGAUGCAAAUUUUGAUACUCGUGAUGAAGUUUUGUCAGGUUUUUUAGGGCUUGCUAGGUAAAGUAAUGCUGGCAAUGUCAAUAAUUCAUUUACAAUGUCAAGGAUAAGAAAUAAUGCUGACAAUGACGAGAAUUCAUUUGCUAGAAUCACCAUCCCAGCUUCCAUAAC
This is a messenger RNA of Eucalyptus grandis, 652 nucleotides long. RefSeq names its product LYR motif-containing protein At3g19508. The record is from RefSeq and is a predicted model, not a curated record. The transcript has 2 exons. NCBI's taxonomy places the organism in Eukaryota, Viridiplantae, Streptophyta, Magnoliopsida, Myrtales, Myrtaceae. The coding region runs from base 76 to 324 and encodes 82 amino acids.